AGGUAGUUAGUUGGUCAGCCGUUCUCAGUCUCAGACUGGAACUGACUGAUGCAUCAGUGGGAACCUAUAUUACAUUUUGCAUUCUGCUCAAAGGAGCACUGAAACCCGUGACGUCCGGAGAGGGAGGGCUCCGCUUUCACCUUAAAUAUCAGGCGCACACUGUAGUUCAGACAGACGCAACAGAGCACACUAAGAACUAUCGAACGGUAGCCUACUGUUAAAUACAACUUUGGCUGAAUCUAUCAAACGAAACGAAGUGUCCGAACACAUUUGACUCUAUUUAGGCUACUUUAGAAUCAUGAUCAAAAAAAUGUCUCCUUCAGAGAACGAUUUCGAUAUCCCAGCAAAGAAUUGCUGCAGGAUGGUGAUUUUGGGAUCCACCAAGGUGGGCAAAACAGCCAUCGUGUCCCGGUUUCUGAACGGAAGAUUCGAUGAGGAGCAGUACACGCCGACCAUCGAGGACUUUCACAGGAAACUGUAUAGCAUUAAGGGAGAUGUAUACCAACUGGACAUAUUGGAUACCUCAGGCAACCACCCGUUCCCUGCAAUGAGGAGACUAUCCAUACUGACAGGUGAUGUCUUUAUCCUGGUCUUCAGCUUAGACAACAGAGACUCUUUCCAGGAGGUGCAGAGGCUCAAGCAACAGAUAAUUGAGACCAAGUCGUGCCUGAAAAACAAGACCAAGGAGAACAUUGACGUUCCUCUUGUUAUCUGCGGAAACAAGGGCGACCGGGAGUUUUACCGGGAGGUGCAGAAGGAAGAGAUUGAGCAGUUGGUGGCGGGAGACGAGCAGUGCGCAUACUUUGAGAUCUCAGCCAAGCGCAACACCAACGUGGAUCAAAUGUUCCAGACUCUAUUCACCAUGGCCAAGCUGCCCAAUGAGAUGAGCCCGGACCUCCACCGUAAGGUCUCGGUGCAGUACUGCGACAUGCUUCGCAGUAAGUCCCUGAAAAACAAGAACAAGAAGGACAAUGGAGACGCCUACGGCAUCGUGGCACCAUUCGCCCGGCGCCCGAGCGUCCACAGUGAUUUGAUGUACAUAAAGGAGAAGGCGAUCGGCGGACAGGGAAAGGAUAAAGAGAGAUGUACUAUCAGUUAAGACUGAGAUUAAUCUUAUAGAUCUUGAAACCAAAAAGGGUGUGCUUCAUUUGUGAUGCACCUGACAGACGGGGCUUGGGCGCGCAAGGCUGCCCAUGCCGCUUACCGUCGCUCGGUAGUGAGGACACUUGAGACAGCGAUGCCCAGAGCGGAUGUGCUCCGGGCGCAAUGACACUGACUAGAUUCAGACACUCCGCACACGUGGAAGCGCAUGUCCACGAGACUUUUAAGAAUGUUACUUUGUUCUGUUAAGAGCCUUUUGUGAUGUGGCUUAAAAUAUUGUGAUAUUCUUCACAAAUACGUAAAAUGUAUUGUUUUGACAUCAGCCUUUACAGAUAGGCGAGAAAAGAUCAUUCUGGCGUGUGCAAUGUUGAGAAUAGUUUUACAUUUUGUAACACAUUUUAUAACAGAUAAUUCAUACUUGAUUGUUGCAACCAGAAACAUUUAAUAUUGUGAAUGUAUAUUUUGUGUCAGUCAACUUUUGCACAAAAAAAAUAAAACUGAAAAAAAUAAACACACAUAAUCUGAA
Messenger RNA from Oncorhynchus kisutch (coho salmon), 1627 nucleotides. RefSeq names its product RAS, dexamethasone-induced 1 (gene rasd1). Gene Ontology annotation, molecular function: GTPase activity; GTP binding; G-protein beta-subunit binding. The coding region runs from base 299 to 1099 and encodes 266 amino acids. NCBI's taxonomy places the organism in Eukaryota, Metazoa, Chordata, Actinopteri, Salmoniformes, Salmonidae. The transcript has 2 exons. Gene Ontology annotation, biological process: signal transduction. The record is from RefSeq and is a predicted model, not a curated record.